Meloidogyne enterolobii is the source of this 534-nucleotide messenger RNA. The record is from the annotation of a GenBank genome assembly. NCBI's taxonomy places the organism in Eukaryota, Metazoa, Nematoda, Chromadorea, Rhabditida, Meloidogynidae.
AUGUUUUUACCAGAUAUAUUUACAAGAUCAAUAAAAGCAGAAUAUGUUAUUGUUAUUACUAAAAAACAAAGAGAUCCAUAUAAUCAACGACUUCGUUUAACACUUCCACAUUUUCCCCACAAAAUAUUUGAAUUAAUAUUUAUUCGUUAUUGGCUAAAACAAUUAUCAUUUUGUUCAUUUAAAUCUUCUUUCAAUUAUUGUGACUGUUAUUUUGCUAUUUUUAAUCCAAAAAUGUUAAAAUUAAUUUUUGAAGAAAAUAAUUCUUUUUUAAAUUUUUAUACAAAAAUUGGUGGUCUACAUAUUGCUAAAAAUGAUUUUGAAUUUAAUAAACAAGCUAUUGAAUUUAUAUCAAAACAUUUAAUUGUAACAAAAUGUUUAUAUUUAUGUAUUGGAAAUAAUUUUAAAGAAGAUAUUAUUAAAUUUAUUUUAAAUUUUGGGAAGAAAAUAAAUAAAAUAUCUUUUUGUAAUGAUUAUAUUAAUAAUGCCCAUUCGACUUUAAUUGAUAUAAUUAUUGAGGUAAUAAUUAGUAAUUAA